AUUUGUUUUUCAGUUGAUUGCUUGAAGGCAACAAUUUCCAAAUGCCUGGGCUUAGCUUUGAUUGCUGGCUCAGUGCUGGUGAAGGUCCCACAAAUCCUCAAGAUCACCAAGGCUGGAUCAGCUGAAGGCAUUAGCUUUUCAAGUGCCUUGCUUGAGCUGGUAGCCAUCAUUGCUUCCUUCUCAUACAAUUUUGUUAGCAAGUAUCCCUUCAGCUCAUGGGGUGACAACGCAUUCUUGCUACUACAAACAGCCUUGAUAGGAGCUCUUGUGCUUCAUUACAAAGGCUCAACUCAGCAAGCUUUCUUCUUCUUGGCUGCGGUGACCACAGCUGUAGCCAUUUUGUGCUCUGGCAGUAUCCCCAUACACAUCCUCAUGGCUCUGCAAGCUUCUAACAUUCCUAUUGUCUUCAUUGCUAAAAUGCUACAAGCGUGGUCCAACUACAGUGCUGGCAGUACAGGGCAGCUCUCUGCGGUGACAGUCACAUUACUCACGGCUGGCUCAGCCGCCCGCAUUUUCACCAGCAUCCAGGAGACUGGCGACCGCGUCAUCAUUGCUACUUACUGCGUCGCUACCUUUGCCAACAGCGUUGUCUUUGGGCAGCUGCUGUGGUACUGGAGUGUAACUCCUGCACACUCCAAGGCCAAGCAGAGGGCAUCAUCGAAGAAGCGUAACUGAAUGUUGGCCAAUCAGAAAUUAGUGUGAAAUAUCCUACUUGUUGUAUAAUUUGGUGUCUGUAAUUUAUAGUUAUUGGACUUUGUUGGUUUGUGUUCCUCAAGCAAGAUUUCAGGAAAAGUAAUGAUGUUAUUUUAUGAAUAGGCUUUUCCACUUUCUGAAAUAGAAUAAAUUAGUUGCUUUAUAUGAGCCUUUAUUUUGUUUGUCUGCUAUUCUGUUGAUUGUGAUAUUUCUAAAAAUUGCUCACCAAUUGAAAAAUUCCAGCAAUAAUCAUUGGUGUCCAAGGGCGUAUUAGUUAGUAGCAGAGAACUUGGGUAGGUAAUUGUUUGCCAUCCUAAUUAAAUAUAACUUGUAGGAUGUGUUUUCUUGGAAACAAGUGAUAAAACAUAAAAUUUACUGGGGCAUUCAAGCAUGAAUCUUUUUCAAUUUGUCGCUUGGAGAAUCGUUAAUCACCGAUUUAGUAGUAACUGGUAGAGAAUAACUGCUGCUACAACUGUCAUGCCAUUUACCACACAGCUAUGCUGUGGAACUUCUUGAUGUGAUCUCUUACUAGUUCUACCAAUUGUUUGUACUCAAUGGUUUCAUAUUAUCAAUGUCUGCUUUGAUUUCAAAAAUUGUAUACAAAGCAAUUUUGUUGCUUUACAAUUGAAAAGAAUUUUCACAAUGUACAAGAGUUCAUACUGUUGACAGAACGCAAUAAUUUUAUUUUAUUUAUUUUUCUUUUAUGAUCAUUGAGUGUUCUUCUAUCCAGCUUCGUUAUAAUCACAGCUAGCAACUUAGUGACGGUAGGACAAUUCACUAAUGUCCUGGAUGUCACUCUUGCAAAUUAGAGAGUGAAAUAUUAUUGUACACGCUAGACAUUUGUCUUAUUGAGCUGGGGAUUGUCAUCAGCUGUUUAAAGAUUAGGGUGUUUAGUUCUGAACGCCCAAUCUCAGGCACAUGUUCAACUUGUUAUUUUCAUUUGUCAAACUUGCUGAGUGACCCAUUGCUCUUUUUUAUCAAUAAUCUUGAAACGCCUUUCUUCCUGCAUUUUUAUUUUCACUGAGAUAUUCAACGACACAGUAAAACUCUUUAUUGGCUAAAUUCAUUUUUUUUUCAUUUUGUUUUACAAUUGCGUAAAUGAAGCUAUUUAUUUGUUGCUGUUUUAACACUAGCUUUUAUUUUGUUCCGUUAAUGCCUCUAUGUUUUGGUGUCUGUCUUGGAGUGUUAUUUCUAAUUUUACUGAUAACCUGGUGCUAAAGUAGCCUCCUUUUGGACCUCGAGAAUUUUGGACAAAUUUGAUGGAAUUCUUUAAGUUUCCUAUGAAUGCACGUUAUUCAUUUCGGUGAAUGCAGAAAAACUAUAAUAUUUCACAAAGUAAUCAAGUUGAUUAAUGAUGAUUUGAAUUACUUUCACUGUGUGUUGGACUAUCAAGUAGUGAGCGAGGCCUUAGUGAUAUAGUAACGUGGUUUUAUUUUUGUUAAUUUUUGUGUGGGAUCUUUUAUUAAACUUUUUGUGGGUUACUUUUCUAUGACUGCCAACUCAGGUGAUCUUGUUUCGCGUCUAUGACGCCGAUUCUUAGCAGCAUGUUCAGCUCCUUAUGUAACCGUGUCCUGUUUCUGAAUCAUUUGAACAUUUCAAUUUGAUUUUAUCCAUUCGCGCUAUGCAGCGAACGUGCUGUUUCUACAUUCCAUAAAGCAUUGUACACGACGAUGUUCGCGAGAUUAUUUGUAAUUCUGCGCUCUCUCAGCUAUUCUGUAGUCUUCCGUAUCAUAGAAACUUUUAUGCUUCAUUUCCCCAUCAGUUGCACACAAAGCUUAGGAGAUUUUACGCCAAUGGAUAUGCCUCACCAUUCAAGCAAUUAUUAGUUACUUGUCUUCUUCGACGUUGGCACAAUAAACGUGAUGAGAU
Messenger RNA from Hyalella azteca, 2562 nucleotides. RefSeq names its product mannose-P-dolichol utilization defect 1 protein homolog. Gene Ontology annotation, biological process: oligosaccharide biosynthetic process. The annotation marks the transcript as partial. The record is from RefSeq and is a predicted model, not a curated record. Lineage: Eukaryota; Metazoa; Arthropoda; Malacostraca; Amphipoda; Hyalellidae. The transcript is spliced from 3 exons.